Mus pahari (shrew mouse) is the source of this 1366-nucleotide messenger RNA. RefSeq names its product cation channel sperm-associated protein subunit beta-like. Lineage: Eukaryota; Metazoa; Chordata; Mammalia; Rodentia; Muridae. The record is from RefSeq and is a predicted model, not a curated record. Gene Ontology annotation, cellular component: CatSper complex; cilium. The annotation marks the transcript as partial. The transcript is spliced from 9 exons.
AAUGACUAUAAGAGAGGAAAACUGUGGUAUAAUGAAAAAUGUUUUGCAAACAGAGAAAGUUUUGAAGUUGAUUAUGUCACUGUCACUUUCAAAAGAAACAGGACCCUCAGUGAGUCCAGUUCUUGUUUUUUCAGUAAAGAACCAUUUCUUCAAUGGUUGCCUUGUGUAUUUUCUACUUAUAAAAAUGAAAGAUCCAUUCCACACGUGAUAGCAUUUCUUAUUGAUCAUGAAACCGAAAGUGGAAUUUAUCUUUUCUAUAUGCAAGAUACCAAAGAGACCUAUGUCACUGUAUCUAUGCUCAAGGAUGGGAAACCAAGCCCUCGACCAAAAUUUCCUAGUUUUCAAUUUCCUUCCACAUUCGUUCAUCCAGUUGGAAUGGUGUUCCAUCCCCGAAGCCACUUUCUGUAUGUUUAUGGCAAUCAGAUAUGGAUUUCAAUGGAUGGUGGCAAUAGUUUUGAAAUGCUGUGUGACUUAUUCAAAAACUAUAUAAAGAUGUCUUUUCAUAGCUUUUAUACUUCAGAUAUUGUUUUUAUUGGAAACGAUGGAAGGAUUUUCAUGACAAAGGCAGGAUUAAAAAGAUAUGGUGAAUUGGGGAAAUUUAAGGAUAAAGUUUUCACAUUGUACUAUGAUCAAUUGGGAUACAUACACAAACUGACUCCACGUAACUUUUACGCUGGUUCAAAACUUUUAGGGUAUGGAAGUUCUCACAGUAUUUUUGGAAAGGCACCUGAUUUGGGAUUUGAAACUGCACUAGCUCCACAAUAUAUCUCUGCCAAGGAAUUAUUUUUCUUUGCAUAUGUACCUCUGAAUAUACAUAAAGACUAUCAGUCCGAAAGGUGGUUUAAACAUAUUCACUUGGGAAAAAUGAUAGAGUUCAGUAAAACUGGAGUUGCUUACAUCAGAAGUAUAUUUGUACAUGAAAAGGAGCCUGUGGGAUUUCAGACAUCUAUUCACACAGAAGUAAUAGACCCUUUUGGAAUGGAGGACCCAAAGGACAACCCUUGUUUACUUAGUGAUCUUGAAAUUACAUAUUCUGGAAAAUUAUACUACACGCUUAAGCUUCUAUCAAAAAAUCCCCAGCAUGAAUUUAAAUAUACAGAUAAAGAAAAGACUGUGUUGGCACCUGGCCAUAGCAGCUUCAUGAUCACGGGAAUUAUGAAUAGAUGGACUGCUUCUGCCUUGGCUACUAUGCCUGAAAUAGUAACAUCAUCAUUGAAGUUUUCAGCAGGCUCUUGGUUCUUGUACAACUUUGGCACAGUUGUAGGACGGUUUUGGACCAUAGGUUUAAAACCAUGCAAUUAUCAGAUUCAAGAAGAUAAUCUUGAUUUUAUGUCCCUUAAUCUUGUGAAGUAUAUUGAUGUGGGAA